Molecule: messenger RNA, 4570 nt
Organism: Seriola dumerili (greater amberjack)
Lineage: Eukaryota; Metazoa; Chordata; Actinopteri; Carangiformes; Carangidae
Product: nascent polypeptide-associated complex subunit alpha, muscle-specific form-like
Exons: 1
Coding region: 63-3665 (1200 amino acids)
Biological process (GO): regulation of canonical Wnt signaling pathway
Cellular component (GO): plasma membrane
Molecular function (GO): beta-catenin binding; phosphatidylinositol-4,5-bisphosphate binding
Source: RefSeq, a predicted model, not a curated record
GCUGGGGAAUAAAAACUGCAGCAAGUGACUGGAGGAUACAGAGAAAGGGGGAAACAGAGAAGAUGGAUGUACAAACGGAGAACAUGGACCCCCCGCCUUGUGAAUCCCAGCCGAGUGGAAAAAUCAGAAAAGGAUUCAAGCUGUUUGGUAAACGCAAGCCAGGUAACAUCUUUUCUAUUCGAAGCAAAGGGGAUGGAAACAACAAGUCACCUGUUAAGAGCAAAACCCUAGAUGGAUUAUCGGAGAGCGCUGCACCAGAUUUGGAGCAGGAGUCAGAGAAGGAAAAGGCACAGGAGGUGAGUCAAGGAGAUAGGGAGCAGGCAGAGGAGGAGCCGCUUGGUGAAGAUGGCGUUCUGGCUGCUGCCCCUGCUCGCACCUCCAUUUCUUCAGCUAGUUCAGCCAAGUCCCUCAGCUUCCUGUCAUUGCUGAGGGGUGGCCGGAGAGGAGUGGGGGACCGCCGAGUCCACACCGUGUCCCAGCCAGUGGGUCGGCAACGUCGUGGGCUGAAGGGUCUCUUUGGCAAUGUUAAGUUCCGCUCAAAGGAUAAAGAGGACAAGGAGGAAGCACCUCCGAGCCCACUUCUCAUGUCGUCCCGCGCCAACAGUGUGGAGAUCAUCAAGGAGGACCUCACCCUCACCCCCAAAUCCCAGCCUAGAUCUCCGGACAGCUCCGAGAAUGAGAGCUGUACGCCCGUCAAGAGCUUCACCACACAGGACAGUGCAGCCACGUCCCCGUCAAAGACCAUAACUCCCCAGGUGACAGCAGGCAAUGUGAGUAGAACUAAUGAACAUUUGCCACUUUUGCCCACCCCUGAACCACCCUUGAUACCCGGUGAUAACAGCCUGAGCUCCUUGCUGGCAGACAUCUCCUCUCUCCUGACCUUUGACUCAAUCUCAGGGGGUGGAGACAUUAUGGCUGAUGUGGAGGCAGAGUGGGGAAAAGCCAGCAGUGCCAUCAGUGCUGGGGUGAGUGAAGUCUCGCCAUCACCCACAUCUCUCUUCCCCAAACCCACCAUCUCCUCUCCGCUGACUACUACUUUUGUCAGCACUACAGCUACAGCAAAACCCCCCACAACAGCAUCGACCCGAUCCUUUACUUCUCUGACAAAGACAGCUCCAACCUCUUCUCCCAUUGCCAAGCCGAGCACCAUCAUCACGACACUGACCAAAUCUUCCACUUUGACAACUCACUCAGUGAAAUUGAGCUCAGACUCUACUGCAGCCUCUGCCAGCACUAAAAUUAAAUCAGCUCCUACGCCCACACAACUUUCAACUACCCCUGUAACGUUAGCAAGCCUUUCAGUUCCAAUAAUGUCUUCCUCUUCGACAAUUAAAUCCACAACAAGCUCCACCUCUGCUACCACCACAGCUCCCCCGAACACGCCAGCCACUGUAGUAAAGGCUCCCUCGAUUACUCCAACUCUUACCUCGACAGCUAGCAAAUUGGCAUCAGAGAUUGCAGCACCUCCUCCAGUUAUCGCUUCAGUAAGUAGACCUAGCCCUGUCGCCGCUCCACCUCCUGUGUCAGCUAAACCUCCACCGCUAACGCGUGGCCCUCCCACCCCUGUUGCUUUUACCCAACCUCCACCUACUAAAUUGGAUUCAGCUACCAGUUUGAACCUGCAAACUUCCACUACCUACAAACCUUCCCUAAGUUCAGCUGCUGGAGAAUCCAAAACCCCAGUGACAGUACCAUCGGCCUGUGCUGUUACAACCAAACCCUCCUUUACUGCACCAGUUAUCCCUUCCAAGAUAACAGCGGUUCCCACAACUACAACUCCCUCAACUACAACCUCUGGGUCAGUAUCUGUGGCCCUCUCUAAGCCUACAGUCACCCCUAGCCCAGUGGACUUAAAUAAGACCCCUUCUUCCUCUGUUACUGGUCCAGAUCUUUGUCCAUCUUCUACCCCCAGUGCGACAAUUAAAACUCAACCGAGCCCUGCAUCUGUCCCAACUCCAUCAUCAGUUCCUUUAGAUAAGAUUCCUCCCACAACUAAACCCACUCCUCCUCCAGUCUCUUUAAGAUUAGAUAAGAAGCCCCCUGCUCCCACACCAACUCAAGCCCCUACCUCUCAUGCUGUUUCUACAGCAUCCCCACUACCUCCUGCUCUGGGUCAGAUCCCAGUGUCUCAAUCUAAAGCUCCCCCUGCCCCUACUCAAAUACCAAUUUCUGUGUCUAAAGAUCCCCCUGCUCCUGCUCAGAUUCAGGUUUCUGUAUCUAAAGUUCCUCCGGCGGCCACUCACAUCCCAGUUUCUGUAUCUAAAGUUCCUCCAGAGCCCGCUCAGAUCCCAGUUUCUGUAUCUAAAGUUCCUCCGGAGCCAGCUCAGAUCCCAGUUUCUGUACCUAAAGUUUCUCCGGAGCCUGCUGAGAUCCUAGUUUCUGUAUCUAAAGUUCCUCCUGCGCCAGCUCAGAUCCCAGUUUCUGUAUCUAAGGGCUCUCCGGUGCCAGCUCAGAUCCCAGUUUCUGUAUCCAAAGUUCCUCCGGAGCCAGCUCAGAUCCCAGUUUCUGUAUCUAAGGGCCCUCUGGCGCCAGCUCAGAUCCCAGUUUCUGUAUCUAAAGUUCCUCCGGCGCCUGCUGAGGUCCCAGUUUCUGUACCUAAAGUUCCUCCGGCGCCAGCUCAGAUCCCAGUUUCUCUAUCUAAAGUUCCUCUGGCGCCUGCUGAGGUCCCAGUUUCUGUACCUAAAGUUCCUCCGGAGCCUGCGGAGAUCCCAGUUUCUCUAUCUAAAGUUCCUCUGGCGCCAGGUCAGAUCCCAGUUUCUGUAUCUAAAGUUCCUCCUGCGCCUGCUGAGAUCUCAGUUUCUGUAUCUAAAGUUCCUCCAGGGCCAGCUCAGAUCCCAGUUUCUGUAUCUAAAGUUCCUCCGGAGCCUGCUGAGAUCCCAGUUUCUGUAUCUAAAGUUCCUCCGGCACCAGCUCAGAUCCCAGUUUCUGUAUCUAAAGAUCCUCCUGCCCCUGCUCAAAUCUCAGUUUCUGUAUCUAAAGCUCCUCCAGCACCCACCCCUGCUCCUGCUCCUUGCCCUGUCACUUCUCUUCCUCCUGCCCCUGCACCGAGUGAAGCCCCAGCCUCUGUUAAGAUGAGAGGGAGUGGACAGGCAUCAGUGGAUUGGCAACUGGCUAGUCCAAGUAGCGCAGUUGCCCACGGGGCCCAGACUGGGCCGUCCAAAACAGAAGAACUGAACAGUGAGUCACAAACAAGUCUCCAGGGCCCCUCCAGAGAAAGGAGGACACCACCAGUUAAGGCAUCAGGGCUUAGCAAAAUACCCGUAGUUGGAGGGGGCAGAGUAGGCAAGCUACCUGUUCGGGACAGCCAACAUGUUGAUGAUGAAGCGAGCAGAAACCCACCUACCCCUGUGUUAGAAGAAGAGAGGCCCCAUUUCAACUCACAUGAUGCAGGGAGCAAAGAUAAAGUCAGUAAUGUCGAGUUCAAUGUGCCCACCUUAAAACACACCCAGGAGGAGAGUCAUCAGCCUCCUCAGCCGAAAGUCCUCACCAGUUUACCGCGUGACUCAAAGAUCCCUGUGAAGCACGGCGCACAGUCUCACACUGCCUCCCAAAUCCCUCAAGCUAAAGAACCCCCCCGCACCAAGAUACCUGUGUCCAAGGUUCCUGUCCGCAGGGUUGGUAACAAACCUGCAGUUGCCGGAGGCAGCACCCAGAUAAGAAAAUGAGAGAAUGGACUGGAUCAAGGAUACAGAUUAUGGCUUUGACUGCAACCAUUGUCCAAUAUAACUACAUGACCACCCUUUUUUAAUUUAUAUUUCUAUACUGUAAUUCUUGGCUUGUCUCUCUGUCAUCUCUUGGCUUCACUACACCAUAAGCAGCAGUAACAGAGUCAAGGAGGCUGACAGCACUCAAGCACAAAACAUCUCCACAGGGAGCUGAAGCAACAAGCCUGGCUCUUUGGUGCUGAGCCAACUGGACAUGCACUCAGGAAAGGUUCGGGGUCACACCUGAACACACAGCAGCAUCGGUAACUAAGGAUAAGCAAAAUAAAAAGGUCUUCUGGGAACACAGUCACACACACAACAUGGGCGAGUGCCUUUCUAAGGGUGCUUUUGCAACAGACUUUCAGAAUUUAUUCAGUCUUUUCUACAGUACUUUUAACUUUUGUUACUCCCACUUUUUGUAGGAACCGUCAAAUCUUUUUUGUCUUUUCUUUCCAGAAAGUCUCUUUGAUAACAACCAGGCCCUUUACCUUUUAUUUGUGUCAGGAGAACAACAGCAGGAGCUCUAUAAAUAAAUGCAACAACCAAAUUUACAUUCCACACCUAUCUCUGGAUGUAUGUAGCAGAAAACGUGCCAUUAAUUUUUGCACAAGAUGUUGAACUGUACAGCGCCUGUGUCUGCCUGCUCAUAUGUAACUUGAUCAGAUCUCACUGUGAACUAAUGGAGAGACUGUGGUUUGAAGGAGGAGGGGUGGAAACAACUCCUUCCAUUGAAAUGGACAGGCAACAGCAGCCAUUAUGAAUGGCACUGUGGACGUUUGAACAAGACAGGGAGGAUGCUGAGAUGAGAUCUCCAGCUCGUACACUGGCACAUCCUUAUCCUUAUCCCACUUAUACUGUAAGAUGAG